This is a messenger RNA of Paramecium tetraurelia, 696 nucleotides long. RefSeq lists its product as uncharacterized. The transcript has a single exon. The record is from RefSeq and is a predicted model, not a curated record. NCBI's taxonomy places the organism in Eukaryota, Ciliophora, Oligohymenophorea, Peniculida, Parameciidae.
AUGGCAGAAGAAUGUUGUUUUGAUUGUUAACCAACAAUCAAUUCUGAUGAAGAUGAGAAGAUGAUUGAUGUGCUGACAUUUCCUACUAACUUUUUUGGAUUUAGUGAAGCCAGUACUCAAUCACCCUCAAACUCAGAAUAAGCUAAUUGUCCUAUUACAUCACCAAGAUAUAAAUUCAUGGGUCGAUAUUACAGCGCAGAAUCUCAAGAACAGAAUGAUUAAAUAAGAACUUUUAAAGAUCAAAAACCACUUUAAACUGACUAAAAAACAACCAGUUAAGUUAAUAAGUGUUCUAACCUUGACAAUUUAUCAAAUAAAAAAAAAUAUUAGAAACAGUAAUAUUUUUUCCAGAAAAAAAAAAAUUCUGAUCGUUUCAAUCAAAGAAUUUGUUAAGAAAAACCAGAAAAUAAGGGGAAAGAUAGAUAAAGACUAUCUUUGUCAACUAGAUCCAAUAAUUUAAAUGAAAGCAAACUGAUUUCCAAUAGAUUAAAUAGUGUUAUAAAGGUUAGUUGUUUAAAAGGAACUAUGAGUGAAGAUAUAAAAAUUCGACAACAAAAUAAUUUUGAUAUAUUCUCCGGAAGAGCUUCAAAUAAAAAUGUUUGUUUCUAAUUUACUAUGGAAUAAAUUAAAUCCAUGAGAAAAAACAAUAAAUUAAAUAUAUUCAGUACAUCCAAUGGAAAACUUUUUCUUAUUUGA